Manihot esculenta (cassava) is the source of this 1734-nucleotide messenger RNA. RefSeq names its product lysosomal Pro-X carboxypeptidase. Gene Ontology annotation, biological process: proteolysis. Lineage: Eukaryota; Viridiplantae; Streptophyta; Magnoliopsida; Malpighiales; Euphorbiaceae. The record is from RefSeq and is a predicted model, not a curated record. Gene Ontology annotation, molecular function: serine-type exopeptidase activity; dipeptidyl-peptidase activity. Bases 56 to 1594 code for a protein of 512 amino acids. The transcript has 9 exons.
CAAGCACAAGAGCUAGCUAGCCACACCAACUAUUCAGCCAAUAAACCUCAAGACCAUGCACAUUCUCAGAUACCCUUUUCAUCAAUUUCUCUCAAUAUUGCUACUAAUUCUCUCACUUCAUGCCUCUGCAGUUCAAUCUAAGAUCUCAAGGCUUAGGGCACUCAGGAAACAUAGCAGAGGUAAUGACCUACCUCAAAGCAGCAUGAGCUCAGAAUCUGCAGCUUCAAGUGAUUUUGUGACAUUUUAUUACUCACAAACACUUGACCACUUCAACUAUAAGCCUGAAAGCUAUACCACUUUCAAGCAAAGAUAUGUGAUGAAUUUUAAGUAUUGGGGUGGCCCAAAUACAAGUGCACCCAUCUUUGUAUUCUUUGGUGCAGAAGAGAAUAUUGAUGAUGAUCUUCAUGCCAUUGGUUUCCUCACUGAUAAUGCUCCUCGUUUCAAGGCUCUCCUUCUUUAUAUUGAGCAUCGUUAUUAUGGAAAAUCUGUACCAUUUGGAUCGAGUAAAGAAGCAUUAAGAAAUGCUAGUUCUCUUGGUUAUUUCAACUCAGCUCAAGCCAUAGCAGAUUAUGCUGCUGUUAUCAUGCAUGUCAAGAAAAAAUAUUCUGCAAAUACUUCUCCUGUUAUUGUCAUUGGUGGAUCCUAUGGUGGAAUGUUAGCUUCAUGGUUUAGAUUAAAAUAUCCACAUGUUGCUCUUGGUGCUUUGGCUUCGUCAGCUCCAAUUCUCUACUUUGAUGAUAUUGCUCCACGUAAUGGUUACUAUUCCAUUGUCACCAAGGAUUUUAAAGAAACUAGUGAGAGUUGCUACAAUACCAUACGCAAAUCCUGGGCAGAAAUUGAAAGAGUAGCUUCCAAGCCUAAUGGUCUUUCAAUGCUCAGCAAGAAAUUCAAGACUUGCUCACCAUUGAAGAGGACUUUUGAGCUGAAAGACUACUUGGACUCAAUAUAUUGUGAAGCAGCUCAGUAUAAUGAACCACCAAACUAUCCAGUAAGUGUUGUGUGUGGAGGAAUAGAUGCAGCACCCAAAGGAAGUGACAUUCUCAGCAAAAUUUUUGGUGGAGUUGUUGCUUUCAUGGGAGACAAGCCUUGCUAUGACAUGGAUGAAUUUUAUGACCCUUCUCAAGAUACAUCCAUUGCAUGGAGAUGGCAGACAUGUAGUGAGUUGGUGAUGCCCAUAGGGCAUGAUAGAAACACAAUGUUUCCACCAGCACCAUUCAAUUUGAAAAGCUACAUAAAGGAGUGUAAGACCUUGUUUGGUGUCCUACCUCAGCCUCACUGGGUCACUACUUAUUAUGGAGGCCAUGAUUUGAAAUUGAUUCUUCAUAGAUUUGCUAGUAAUAUCAUCUUCUCCAAUGGUCUCAGGGAUCCUUAUAGCAGUGGCGGAGUGUUGGAGAGCAUAUCAGAUAGUAUUGUUGCCCUUACUACAGUUAAUGGAUCUCAUUGCUUAGACAUACAAGGAGAGAGGCCAAGUGAUCCACACUGGUUGGUGAUGCAAAGAAAAUCAGAGGUAGAAAUAAUCAAAGCCUGGAUUUCCAAAUACUAUACUGAUCUUGCUGAGCUCAGAGAUGGAACUACAACUCCAAGCUACUUCUAGCUGUUAUUGGGACACGUCACCCAUUAAGUGCCACGUUUAUCAUGUUAUUGUCGGCCAUUAAAGGCAUUAUAUCUAAUACCAGUAGCUUCUUAAGUCAAUUAAAUUAAUAAUAAAUUAUAUAAAAAAAAUUUACUAUUUAA